AUGCUUAUCUUUUCGGAGAGUCUUCAUCCUUAUACGGUUCAUACUGUACUUGUUGUAUCGUUUUGUGCCACUGCUUGUGUGUGUUUGGGCCUCUUGGCUCAUGCUCUUGUGUACAAGCGAAAGGCUCUCAAUCGAUAUGCGUAUCCAUCAUCUCCCCCACCAGAACCUGUAAAGAAGACUGCUCCAGUGGACUAUACUACUGUUUACCCUCCAUCGCAAAGACACGCUCUGCCUGAGAUAUCGCCUGACUUUGGCUCUGGCGAUGUUGACCUGUGUGUGGCAUCAAAGCCUCUUCUGAGGUUGGACGAGGACUAUCGUCAUGCCAAUCCCAGCACAUUCAACUUCACCAGCUUCAGCGUUGGAGAGAUCCGACGACUUGGAGACUUCCCUGACUAUGCAAAGCUGUCUGGUGUUCCUCUACCAGAGCCAUUAAAGAGCUUCAAUGUCGACAAGGCAAUGCCGAGACCAUAUCGCCCAUUCCGGUGGGCCUAUCACCAGACCAUGUCGCUGAAGAAGAUGGACCCAGAUUUCUGGCUAGAGAUAGAGAACACAUAUCGUGAACGCGUCGCCCAGCGACAAGCCCUUUACGCAAAGCACGGCAAAGAUGUCCUCCAGGCCUUACCCGGCUCAGAGUUAGCAUGUAAAGAGCUUAUGGAGAUGGUCAUUCAAUUCCUUUGCGCGCGAUAUCCUCAAGCAUUUGAACUCCAUGGUAAAGUCUUUGUCAACCACAUUCUGGCAGUCAAGGAAGAUCUUGAUCAGACCGAGCCUCUGCUCUUCCUUCUCAAUCACGUCCCUGAGGAUUUCGCACUCACAUUACGAGAUCCUGCGACAGGACGGUAUUGCUUCAGAGCCGGUGUGAUUUGUUCCUCUGUUGGGUGGAAGCUGAGUGAGAAGAUUGGACUGGGAUUGCCCGAGAUACAUGCCCCAGUGCCUGAUUACAAGGAAAAGAUGGAGUUUAGCAUGGACCGAUUCUUCACUAAAAUGCCCACCAACAGCCCCAUCCAGCGCGGAUCCUGGGGGCUCGAAGUCGGUCAGCCGCUCUUCAUCCCCGCCGAAGACCCCGAGUUCAAGAUUCGAGAAGUUCAAAACACGUCUCUUACGGAGGAAGACAUUUCUCUUCGAGUUGACUGGCAGACCCUACGUCGUCUACCUCUUUCAGGCGCUAUCGUCUUCAACUUCAAGGCCUUAUUCACACCAAUGACUGAGUUUAGAGAUGAGCCGUACGUUCCCUCUUUGGUCUUGAAGGUGUUGAAUGAGGGGAAGGAGAACAUUAUGAAGUAUAAGGGAACGUGGCAUGUUGAGCAUAUUACGAAGCCGACGCUGAGGAAAUGGGAGAGGGAGCAGAUUGAGAAGGGGUUGAUCCCUCAGGAUUGGGAGGUUACUACAUUGGCGGAGAAUCCGUUCUUCCCUGGAUGGGAGAGGAAGUGGACUGUCAAUUGA
Fusarium proliferatum ET1 is the source of this 1440-nucleotide messenger RNA. RefSeq lists its product as uncharacterized. Lineage: Eukaryota; Fungi; Ascomycota; Sordariomycetes; Hypocreales; Nectriaceae. The record is from RefSeq and is a predicted model, not a curated record. Bases 1 to 1440 code for a protein of 479 amino acids. The transcript has 3 exons.